UGCGCCAUAGUGUUUGAAACGCGAUUUCUCCCAGAGCACGGUCGCUGCAGUCGUGUAGCCGUGUGAGAGGGUGCACCAGUGAACCGAGCCGAGUUGGACCGGAACCGUGCAGGACUCUUUUCUUUUUUUGACAUAUCAUCUGACGAAUCAUUUUUCUAUUCCUUUGUAUUUUAUUCCUUUUGAAAGUCAGCGUUUCCAACGUUCUCUCUAUUGAUUAAUUCUCAAUAACACAACCAUGUCGACUAAAGAAGGCAAGCCCGAAGAAAACAAAUCCAGUUGGAAAGAUUUUAUCUACAAUCCACGCACAGGAGAGUUUAUGGGCAGAACCGCAAGCAGCUGGGCCCUCAUCUUCGUCUUCUAUGUCGUCUUCUACGGCUUCCUGGCCGGCUUCUUCUGCCUCACCAUGUGGGUGAUGCUGCAGACGCUGCCCGACAACAUGCCCAAGUACAGGGACCGGGUGCCCAGCCCAGGUCUGGUGAUCCGGCCCAGGUCUUUGGACAUUGCCUUCAACCGCACCAUCCCUUCACAGUACAGCCCCUAUGUGAAUCACCUGGAGAGCUUCUUGCAGACCUACAACGACACUCUGCAGGAGAAGAACGAGCUGUGCAUGGUGAACGAGUACACGGAUCAGGACACGGCGGAGGAGAAGAAGGUGUGCCAGUUCAAGCGCAGUCUGCUGAGGAUGUGCUCCGGCCUCUCAGACCCCACCUUCGGAUACGCCGAGGGCAAGCCCUGCAUCCUGGUCAAGAUGAACAGGAUCAUUGGCCUGAAGCCGCGAGGAGACCCUUAUGUCAACUGCACAGCCAAGAGAGACACGCCCCUAUCCAUGAUCUACUUCCCUGAGACCAGGUUCGACAAGAUGUACUUCCCCUACUAUGGCAAACAGUUACACCCCAACUACGUGCAGCCCGUGGUGGCGGUGAAGCUGGACCUGAGCAAGGAGGACUACAACAGCGAGAUCACGAUCGAGUGCAAGGUGGAGGGCUCCGACCUGGAGAACAACAACGAGCGCGACAAGUUCCUGGGACGCAUCACGUUCCGGGUGACCGUGUCCGAGUAGACGCUUGAAGAUAAAGAAGAUCCACACCCCCACCACCCACCACCCCUGCUUGAGUUCCACCCCCUCCCCCCGAACCCUAUCACCCGUCAUCAAUCCAUACCGUUAUUGCCAUCUUCAUCACACUUCAUAAGAGGAAGAGUAUGCACAUCCCACCUCUCUGAGGCCAUGUGCAGGACUCAGGCGCAUCUGAUGGUGGAAAGAGUAGAAGUCCGCACA
Messenger RNA from Engraulis encrasicolus (European anchovy), 1276 nucleotides. It is a transcript of the gene atp1b3b, whose product is annotated as ATPase Na+/K+ transporting subunit beta 3b. The record is from RefSeq and is a predicted model, not a curated record. Gene Ontology annotation, biological process: intracellular sodium ion homeostasis; sodium ion export across plasma membrane; potassium ion import across plasma membrane. Lineage: Eukaryota; Metazoa; Chordata; Actinopteri; Clupeiformes; Engraulidae. Gene Ontology annotation, molecular function: ATPase activator activity. The transcript is spliced from 7 exons. Gene Ontology annotation, cellular component: sodium:potassium-exchanging ATPase complex. Bases 236 to 1060 code for a protein of 274 amino acids.